Amphimedon queenslandica is the source of this 3920-nucleotide messenger RNA. RefSeq names its product lipopolysaccharide-responsive and beige-like anchor protein. The transcript has 33 exons. Gene Ontology annotation, cellular component: membrane; cytosol. NCBI's taxonomy places the organism in Eukaryota, Metazoa, Porifera, Demospongiae, Haplosclerida, Niphatidae. Bases 94 to 3804 code for a protein of 1236 amino acids. Gene Ontology annotation, biological process: intracellular protein localization. Gene Ontology annotation, molecular function: protein kinase binding. The record is from RefSeq and is a predicted model, not a curated record.
UUAGUGGUAUCAUCUCUUGAUUGUAUCAAGGCUAACAAUGAUUACGAGGAUCAACAGUCCAGAUAUCACAAACACAAGAUUGCUAUUGAACAGAUGAAGCAACAAUCAAAGACACUCUUGAAAUCAGUGGGAAUGACUGAUACCAGCUUAGACAAAUAUGUUGCUGGUUCUUUGGAGAAUAAGUUGGUCUCACUCAAGGAUUGUCAGUUGUUAUUAAACACUAUUAACAUCAACAGAAUACAAAGAGUAAUACCUAGAGAACUGGAGAGUCGUUCCUUGCUCCAGCCAAUCCUGUCCAGUAUAUUCUAUUUCCUGUCUGUUCUCUGUGUGGCUAAGUACAAGUCAAUACUGGACUCUGUUGAGAAAGAAAGGGCUGACCUCUCAUUACCACGACGACAGAGAUCAAGCACCAGUUCCAAUGGUUCCCAGUCCCCUCAGUUGUCCCUGGAGUUAGGGUCCCUCCCUCUUGAAGAUCCUUCUUCUCCUCCUCCUCCUCUCACUCCUGAUACCCUGAGGUUCUCUCGUAGUGAUAGCUUUGGCAGUUCAGUUGCUUCAGCUUCAGACCUUAAGGAGGUGCCCCCGGGGGAAAAGCCAAUGCAGUUCUUUGGAGCUGAGGGUGUGCUCCACCCACCAACUACAGUACCUCUUAAUCAGGCUGUUGAUGUCUCCGAACAAGUGAGUGUUAGUCUCCGAUUGGCCGGAGGGUGUUUAUGUCAGGUGCUGGUUGAUCACAAGUCAGUUCUCAGUAAAGUACUGACGACUGUUGAUGGGAGAAACCUUCUAAGUGACGCUGCUCUGAAACUAGCAGAAGCUAACAGUACUGUUGAAAUUACAAUGUUACUCUGCUCUCAGGAGUGGCAGACGUCCUUACAAAAAACAGCUGCUAAAUAUUUCGCAUCAUUAAUCACAGAGGGACGUCACAUAACUCAUAUCUCUGAGUCCUUCAUUCGUACUCUGGCAAUGAACGUAUCACAAAGUAUCAAAUCAAAUCAAGAAAUAUCAACUAAUAUAUUCACAAAAUAUGAAGAGGGGCUAUCAUUAUUCAUUAGUGACAUUAUUAAGGAUACUCUGGUUGAUCGUAAGAUGAAGAAAGCUGAGUUACUGAGACACGCUCAAACUGCUGAAGCACUGUGGAGGAAAUUAUCUCCAAUGGUUGAUAACUGUGGAUCAUUUGACUUCACACUCUUUAAAAUUACUAGACACAGCCUAUUAUGGCGGUUGGAUCUCAAAGAGGAUUCUCACAGACGAAGAUUAAAGACAUUACCUAAUCACAAUGGAUCCACUCACAGUAACGCAGUGAGGAGCAACCCUGAACAACUAGCAAUGGAGGAUAAGAGUUCAUUUGAUCCUAAUCUGUUACUGUCUCCAUUGCCGACUGAUGAAGAUCGACUCACUGAUGAAAGAGUAGGAGAAGAAGAAGGAGAUAUUAUAGUAGAGAAUAAAGAAACUCCUCAGGUUUCAUUAGACUGUUCAAUGAUAUUCCUCUCCUAUGUACUACCUGGUACCCUGUCAUUCACUAAACAACACUUCACCUUCACUGCUGAUGACUCAUCUACUGAAUAUAAUAAAGUAUCUCAAAUUUGUGACUAUUGCCCAUUAAGUGACCAGUGGUUAUUGGCCAGUGUUACUGCUGUGUUCUCUCGGUAUUACAUUCAUCAGUUUAAAGCACUAGAGAUAUUCUUUAAUGAUAAAAGUUCAAUAUUCAUUGUGUUAAAGAGUCCUUCAGAUAGAAAGACAGUCAUUAAUCUACUGCCUAAAGUUGGUAUUGGACCGAACUAUGGACUACCACAAACAAGGUCUGUCUCCCUCUCUCCUCCAAGACAGCUGUUCAAGAGGUCAGAUAUGACUGAUAAGUGGAUUAAAUCAGAAAUCAGUAACUUUGACUACCUCAUGUUCCUCAAUACAGUCGCAGGUCGUUCAUUCAAUGAUUUGAGUCAGUACCCUGUGUUCCCAUGGAUACUCAGUGACUAUAAAUCAAAAACCAUUGACCUGAAGGACUCAGCGAUAUACAGGGACCUUUCUAAACCGAUAGGAUGCCUCAACCCAUCUCGUUUGGACCAGUACCUGGAGAGGUAUGAAAUGUGGGAGAGUGACUCCAUCCCUUCCUUCCAUUAUGGCACCCACUACUCUACAAUGGCCUUUGUGGUCCAUUGGCUGGUUAGAGUGGAGCCGUUUACUAGUAUUCAUAUUGAUCUUCAUGAUGGAUUCUUUGAUCAUGGCAGCAGACUAUUCUCCUCUAUAGCAAGAGCUUGGAAUAACUGUCAAGUUGACUCGUCUGAUGUCAAAGAACUUAUUCCAGAGUUGUUUUAUCUUCCAGAAAUGCUACAGAACAACAAUAAGUUUGUCCUUGGGUUUGAUGAACAUGGGGAAUUUGGUGAGGAACUACCAGAAGGACAGCUCAAUGUUGUUAAUGAUGUCCUCCUUCCUCCUUGGGCUGAAAAUGCUGAGAAAUUUAUUGAAAUUCAUAGACAGGCAUUAGAGUCUGACUAUGUUUCUGCUAACCUUCAUCAAUGGGUUGAUUUAAUUUUUGGCUACAAGCAGAAUGGUCCUGAGGCAAUAAAGUCAACUAAUGUAUUCUAUCACAUAACCUACCCAGGAUCAGUGAACUGGCAGGCUAUCACUGAUGAGUAUCAGUUAAAAGCUCUGGAGCAGCAGGUCCUUCAGUUUGGACAGACUCCACACCAGCUGCUACUGGAACCACACCUACAGAAACAUCUCGCCAUUAAAGAGUUUCCACCUCAACCGAAAUCAAAAUUUAAUCCAGCUAUUGUUGCUGAGGUUAAUGUAUCACUGGACGUUCCAAUUGGUUGCCUACACCUUAGCUCCACCCACUCUCUCAUUGCCAUUACUUAUAACCAACUGUUUGGCAUUUAUAAGUGGAACUAUACUCAAGGUACUAUCAGCCAACCACCACAGAUAAGUCUUGAACACGAUCAAUCCAACACUGCUAGUCUUAAGGUCAGAUUAGGAGAUCCUCUUGAUCAAAGUGUCUCAUUCUCUUCAUCUUGUUUUGAUGUGACUCCAGCUGGAGACUACAUACUGUCCUGUGGUUUCUGGGACAGCAGCUUUAAAGUUUUCUCCACAGAAACAGGUCUAUCAGUUCAGUCAGUGUUUGCCCACAGAGGUAUAGUCUCUUGUAUUUCUUUCUCUCCUGAGGAGGGGCUUCACUCGUUGGCUGGUGAUGCUCUUGUUGCUACUGGAUCACAUGAUGUCACCGUGUUGCUAUGGCGAUGGUCAGGGAGAUAUAACCGUAUUGUAAACCAACUGGGAACCUCAACUCAAAGUUCAGUUAAUCCUAUUGCUAUUUUGAAUGGACAUGAGAAGACUAUUACUUGUGUUGCUGUUUCUGCUAGUCACGGGCUAGUGGCCAGUGGAGCUAAACACGGUUGUUGUCUCAUUCACUCUACUAACGGAGAACUACUACAUAAACUGGUCCCCAGCAACCCUUGGACCCACCCACACAUUAUAAAGUCGUCACCUCAAGGACACUUUAUUGUGCAUUAUGCUGAUCAAAAAGGUUGUCUUGCUGUUUUCAGUUGUAAUGGAAAGCAGCUCUGCUAUAAAGGACUAGGGGAACCAGCCUUAGCAGUCUCAGUAUCAAAUGAUGGUCAGUAUCUAGUGAUUGGUGGGUUCAGCUCUCGUGUAUACGUACUGCUACUGGACUCACUGAGUGUUGUGCAUGCUUAUGAUAAGAAUGAGAGUAGCAUAAGGUCACUGCACAUGUCUAAGGACAACAGGUUCAUUUUCAUUGGUCAUUCAUCAGGAGUAGUAUCCGUCUUUGCAACUCAUUUCUGGAGAACUUAAAAGUAUAAUAAUUUUAAAAUUAGCUGCUACUUUUGAUUAAUUUUAUGUCAUUUUAUAGCUGUUGUUGGUCAUUAAAAUUGUGCAUUUUAGUUCAAUAAACAUUAUUAUUAUUAGUA